Drepanopeziza brunnea f. sp. 'multigermtubi' MB_m1 is the source of this 1674-nucleotide messenger RNA. RefSeq lists its product as uncharacterized. Lineage: Eukaryota; Fungi; Ascomycota; Leotiomycetes; Helotiales; Drepanopezizaceae. Gene Ontology annotation, molecular function: magnesium ion transmembrane transporter activity. The record is from RefSeq and is a predicted model, not a curated record. Gene Ontology annotation, biological process: mitochondrial magnesium ion transmembrane transport. Gene Ontology annotation, cellular component: mitochondrial inner membrane.
AUGACCUGGUCACAUGACGCGCAAGGUUGUUCAAAAUCUACUUACAUCCACCAACGCGGCGCUUUGAAGCAAGAAGAGUCAGAAAGGAUCUGCUUCUUCAGCGCGAACCCACGACCGGGUUUCAUAUUCGACCAUGCAGCUCCACGGUCAUCGCAGCUGCGGGCUCGUCGCUUGAAUACAGCUUCAACUACUAGACGGCUGUCCACCUCGGCACCACGACGCGCAACUGUAGAAGCUGGGAUCCUGAAUCUAGGUGUAUUCUGGCCGAGAUACACCUCCACCGCUCUGAAGAUCCAAUCCGCGAGCUCGAAUUGCAUAGCAAGGCACAGGAGAGCAGUAUAUGGAGGAUCGUUAGUGGCACAACGGGCCGCAUCCGCGGGGUCCAAAAACUGGCAUCAGAAGCUCUGGGGUGUCACAUCGCUGCGAGGAGGGAGACCGCUGCGGCCAGACGAUUUACCAGCUUCCCUGCGAGGGAAUGAAGAGGAAAGCGAUAUGUCGAUGUUUAGUCUGGGCCGGCAUAUAUCUGCAAAAGCGGCUGCGCAGCCGAGGCUGAGGUGUACAGAGUUCGACGAACAUGGGAAUGUGGUGCUGGCGAGUGGGGAGUUCAAGAAGAGCGAGCUUAUUGCUAAAUAUGGACUUCUUCCUCGCGAUCUUAGAAAGAUUGACAGCAGUCUUCUCCCCCAUAUCCUCGUUCGGCCGUCCGCCAUUUUAAUUAACCUCCUCCAUCUCCGGGUUCUUAUAAAAGCCAAUCGCGUGCUGGUCUUUGAUGCCUACGGCACCACAGACUCUUACAAUCAAUCUGCUUUCAUUUAUGACCUUGAAGACAAGCUCCGCCAGAAGCAAGCCUCGCCCCUGGCGGGCGGACUUCCCUACGAGUUUCGCGCCCUCGAAGCAGUGCUCAUAUCAGCAAUUACAAGCCUGGAGAAGGAAUUCGAAGGGGUAAGGAAACCAGUCGUUAGAGUGUUGCGAGAAUUGGAAGAGGACAUAGACAGGGAUAAGCUGCGGAAACUGCUCAUCUACUCGAAGAAGCUGGGUACUUUUGAGCAGAAGGCCAAAUUGGUCAGGGAUGCUAUUGACGAGGUUCUGGAAGCAGACGAUGAUCUUGCGGCUAUGUACUUGACUGAGAAGAGCCAUGAUUUGUUAAGAGGGGAAGACGAUCACACGGAAGUCGAGAUGCUGCUGGAAUCUUAUUAUAAGCUGUGCGACGAGAUUGUGCAGGAGUCUGGGAAUUUGGUUUCGAAUAUUCGUAAUACGGAGGAAAUCAUAAAGGCCAUCCUAGACGCCAACCGCAACUCCCUCAUGCUCCUGGACCUCAAGUUCUCCAUCGGUACGCUCGGUAUCGGCUCGGGUGCCUUCAUCGCAGCCCUUUACGGCAUGAAUUUGAAAAACUUCAUGGAAGAAUCAGACAUUGGCUUCUGGGGUGUCACCGGUUGGAGCGUAGUCUUCACCGGUAUCGUAUUCGCGUACGGGCUCACCAAACUCAGAAAGGUGCAAAGAGUCAGUAUGUGGGGCGAAGGCGGACGGAGAGGCAGGAGUUGGAGAGACGAAGACGUGGUUCAGAGAGACUUGGAGAGUGAGAGAAUUAGUAGGCAGCGGCUGAGACGGCUGAAUGAGGUGCGGGAGAAGCGAGUGGAGAAUGUGGGGAUCGGGGCUUUGGCCGCGAAGAGUAAAUGA